GCGGCUCUAUGGGUACCUGCCGCAGCCCAGCCGCCAGCUCUCCACCAUGCGCUCGGCACAGACCUUUGCUGCAGCCCUCGCCGAGAUGCAGAAGUUUUAUGGCAUCCCCGUCACCGGUGUCCUGGAUGAGGAGACCAAGGCGUGGAUGAAACGUCCCCGCUGUGGGGUCCCGGACCAGUUUGGGGCGCGGACAAAGUCUAACAUGCGGCGGAAGCGGUAUGCACUGACAGGACGGCGCUGGAGCCAGAGCCAUCUGACUUUCAGCAUCCAAAACUACACGGAGAAGCUGGGCCGGUACCACUCGUAUGAGGCUGUCCGCCGAGCUUUCCAGGUGUGGGAGCAAGCCACACCGCUGGUUUUCCGGGAGGUGCCCUAUGAGGACAUCCGGCAGAAGCGGAAGAAGGAAGCUGACAUCAUGGUGCUCUUCGCCUCUGGCUUCCACGGAGACAGCUCCCCGUUCGAUGGCAUUGGGGGAUUUUUGGCUCACGCCUAUUUUCCCGGUCCUGGCAUGGGGGGGGACACGCACUUUGACUCAGAUGAGCCCUGGACGCUGGAGAACACAGAUGUGUCUGGGAACAACCUUUUCUUGGUGGCCGUGCAUGAGCUGGGACACUCACUGGGCUUGGAGCACUCCAGCAACCCCAGUGCUAUCAUGGCCCCCUUCUACCAGUGGAUGGACACGGAGAACUUCCAGCUGCCUGAGGAUGACCUCAAGGGCAUCCAGCAGCUGUACGGUACCGCAGAUGGGCACCCUCAGCCCACCAAGCCUUUGCCCACAGUGACACCCCGGAGACCUGGCAGGCCAGACCAGAGACCCCCUAAACCGCCCCCCCCAGGGAAACCGGAGCGGCCCCCCAAACCCGGCAGCCCAGACCGUCCCGACCAGUAUGGCCCUGACAUCUGUGACGGGAACUUUGACACGGUGGCAGUGCUGCGUGGCGAGAUGUUUGUGUUCAAGGGCCGCUGGUUCUGGAGGGUCCGACACAACCGGGUGCUGGACAACUACCCCAUGCCCAUUGGACACUUCUGGCGGGGCCUCCCUGGGGACAUCGAUGCUGCCUACGAGAGGCAUGAUGGGAGGUUUGUCUUCUUUAAAGGUGACCGGUACUGGCUCUUUCGAGAAGCCAACCUGGAGCCUGGGUACCCACAGCCCCUGGUCACCUAUGGGCAGGGCAUCCCCUACGACAGCAUCGACAUGGCUGUCUGGUGGGAACCCACAGGCCACACCUUCUUCUUCCGUGGGGACAGAUACUGGCGCUUUAAUGAAGACACCCGCUCAGUGGACCCCGGAUACCCGAAGCCCAUCUCUGUCUGGGUGGGCAUCCCUCCCUCACCCAAAGGUGCCUUCCUCAGCGCAGAUGCCUCCUCUACCUACUUCUACAGAGGCACAAAGUACUGGAAAUUUGACAAUGAGCGGCUCAAGACGGAGCCAGGUUAUCCCAAAUCGAUCCUAAGGGACUUCAUGGGCUGUGAGGAAGAGGAAGAAGAGGAAGAUGAGGAGGAUUACAACGAGGGCGGCCACCAGCCGGGGGGGGACGUGGAUGUGGUGGUACAGAUCGACGAGUACACACGCACCAUGAGCGUGGUCAUGCUGCUGGUGCUGCUGGUGCUGCUGCUCUGCAUCCUCGGCCUCAUCUAUGUCAUUGUCCAGAUGCAGCGGAAGGGCGCUCCCCGGAUGCUCCUGUACUGCAAGCGCUCCUUGCAGGAGUGGGUCUGA
Chaetura pelagica (chimney swift) is the source of this 1717-nucleotide messenger RNA. It is a transcript of the gene MMP15, whose product is annotated as matrix metallopeptidase 15 (membrane-inserted). Gene Ontology annotation, molecular function: zinc ion binding; metalloendopeptidase activity. Lineage: Eukaryota; Metazoa; Chordata; Aves; Apodiformes; Apodidae. Gene Ontology annotation, biological process: proteolysis; collagen catabolic process; extracellular matrix organization. Bases 47 to 1717 code for a protein of 556 amino acids. Gene Ontology annotation, cellular component: extracellular matrix. The transcript is spliced from 10 exons. The record is from RefSeq and is a predicted model, not a curated record.